UGCUGCUGCCUGCGACGCGCUGAGUGCGGAGCGACGAGACGCGCUGCAUACCAACAGAGACAUACGGAGCAGGCAGGCAGUUUUUUUUCUGGUCAGGACGCACGGACCCCAUCCCCAAAAAAACGCAUCUAUGCCAAAUCAUUGGACACUUUAAAUGUUACCUUUACUUCAUCAGCGUUUGCAAAAAAUAUUUGUGCUGCUCUCCAAGGUGCUGUGAGCCAAACUAAGUGUCUGGGAUAUUAGGGUUUUUUUUUUCUUCCUGCUGUAAUAUUUUCUUUUGCUUGAGAGAUUCUGCACAGGAGAUCAGCCAGCCCUGCCCGCCUCUCUCUCCAAAGGGAGUCACCAUAAGGAAAAAGUCAAGACAGAUGUUUUUAUCCACUCUCAUGUAGAGGCGUUGGACUACUGCUGAUCACAAUCUGGGUCGUUUUUUUUCUUCUUCUUUUCGAAUAAACAGAUUCACCGCAGCGGUGCGUUAAGGGAGUAAUACAGAGACAUUUGGCUGCAAAAACAAGCAGAAAAUCAAUCAGAACUCCAUCAUGGGCUGCCCCCUCUUGCGGAACGUGUUUGCUGGUUUGGUGCUGGUUCUGCUGUCGAAAGGGUCCUGUGUGCACGCAGCAGAAUUCGGACACCUGCCGGACAACAUUACGGUGUUGGAAGGCGAAAGCGUCACUUUGAGAUGUCGGAUUGACGAGGAGGUCACCCACAAGGCCUGGCUGAACCGCUCAAAUAUCCUCUUCACGGGGACAGAUAAGUGGUCGCUGGACAAGCGCGUGACACUGGUCAACAGUAACAACAGCGACUUCUCCAUCCACAUCGACAAAGUGCAAGUAACCGAUGAGGGGCCCUACACCUGCACCUUCCAGGCCAAUAACAAGCCGCGCAUUGCCCAUGUCUACCUCAUCGUCCAAGUGCCGGCCAGAAUCGUCAACAUCUCAAAAAACGUGUCUGUGAACGAGGGAGAGAAUGUAAACCUCUACUGUCUGGCAGUCGGCCGGCCUGAGCCCACCGUCACCUGGAAAGACCAGAAAUAUGGGCUGGUGAGUGAGGGGGAGUUCCUAGACAUCACGGAGAUCAAGAGGCAACAGGCCGAGGACUACGAAUGCAUCACCAACAAUGGCGUAGCUCCGCCCGACCAGCGCAAGGUCAAAGUCACGGUCAACUAUCCUCCCAUGAUCACAGACAUGAAGAACAUGCCAGCGCAUUUGGGGAAGACAGCCAUCUUGCGUUGUGAAGCCAUGGCAGUCCCACCAGCCUCCUUUGAGUGGUACAGAGAUGACCAUAGACCGGUAGAGAGUGACAACACCCUAAGGAUCAAAAACGAGAAGACGCGUUCUCUGUUGCUGUUCACCAAUGUGACAGAGAAACAUUUUGGCAACUACACUUGCUUUGCCUCGAACCGUCUGGGGGCUUCCAACGCCAGUAUGCUGCUGUUUCGACCGGGGGCUCUACAGGGGCGAGGGAGCGGUUUACAUGCAGGGAUGAGCGUCAGCAUGUGUGCUUGGGUUUCCCUCUCCGCUGUCCUCCUGCUGAAGGUGUAACGAUCAAACUCCACCUGGGAAUUGUCCUUAAUCGUCCCUAAAAGCCCCCCACCCCCCCACACACACACCUCUACCCCACCUCUGCCCCCGCCCAUCCGCCCUCUCUCCCCCCACCCCGACUACGGAAGGAAAAAAACGGAAAUGAAAUUCUUUAAUUACGAACCCAUCACUGUGAACAAAAAGAAUAUGCAUUAUGCCAGGAGCCAUUGAAUCAUUGCAUCAGACACGCGACUACCCCCUCCUGCCCCCACCCUAAAACCCCAGCACCCUCAAUUCAAUUUUGAGGUCAACUCACUGUCAUUACUUUUUCUUAUUUUUCUCUCUCUCGCUCAAACACAGUCUGUCUCUUUUUUUUUGUCUCCCACAAUGCCUUGCAGAUCUGUCUGACUUGGUACUUCCCCCUUCUCCCCUUUGUUUUCCCCCAUUAUUACCACUGGGCUGAUGUUAAUAGAGAGUGUAUAUUAAUGCUAAUUGUCUUGGUGAUCAGUGAGAAAAUAGAUAAUCUAACAACUGGAUGAUCAUUCAUGUAAUAUACUACAUAGACUGCUGACUGACCUACAAUGUUUGCCUUAUGGAAAUUAUACAUAAAAUCACAUUAUUGUGGUGGAUAUUUAUGGAAAUGCUAGUUACAACGUGGUACUGGUGGUCAUGUCAUCUUUUGAAAAUUUGUCCAAUCAGUGGCCAUGUCUAGUGUCACUAUUCGAUCACACACACAUCAACACACACACACAUACACAUGUAUGGCUUUUUGAUUUUACCUGUGUAGCAGUGAAGCUGCUAUGAAUGAUGUCAAAAUGUAUAAAAAAAAAAGGGUGGGUGGUGACGGCAUCAGUCUUAACUACCCCUUUAUGUAAUUUGGGGGGUUUAUACUAAGGUUUCGCAUGUAGACUCCCUCACUACCCAAACCUUUUUAGCCAACCCUCUGCCCCUCUGUUCAGCGUGCUCUGUCUAGUCGCCCCUCGCAUCGCUAUAGUGUUCUCUGCUCUGUGUCACCCCCCCAACACCACCGCUCCUCCCUCUUCCUCACCCAGUGUAAAUAUAUGCAGUACGGAGGCCACGCCGGCGACUUCUGGUUGCCUCGCACCGAACAACGUCUCACAUAAAGCCUCGACUUCGCUCCAGUCUUCUGAAGCAGCAAGAGACUGUCCUCUGACAACGAUAUCUUCUGUUUCAAAGCUGCGGCUCCAUCCUCUUUGUCGCUUGUUGAUAGCAUGUACUGGUUAGAGAUGUUCCUGUUGUGAGUCCAUACCUCCCCACAGUCUCUCCUCCCUUCCCCUCCCUCCCUUCCUCCCUCCCUCCCUGCACUGUGUCUGUUUUAAUCUGCAAGGUUACCCGCUUUUACUUUUUUGGUGUUAAUAAUACUACCGAUGAUGAUGAUGAUGAUGAUGACGAUGAUGUUAAUAAGUAUUUGAAUAACUCUGAAUAGUAAUUCCAUGUGAGAGAAAAAAAAGAACAAAAUCCGAUGGUAAAGAGCCGUGCGUGGGGGGAAAUAGUUUUUGUACUUUACUCACACACAUUGAAUGACUACAAUGACAAAAAACAAACAAAACAAAACAAAAAAAAAAGGUGUAAAGUUUUCGAAGUGAUGUGCUCUAUUUUGCCAUGACAAGCUUUUUAAAAACACAUUUGAAACAGUCCGAGGGAUCAUUUCAUCCAAGUCCUGGAAGCGGUGAAAUGGAUGAUGUAAUUUAUAAUUUGUAACAGUUUAUGUAUUUGACUCUUUUGUCAUGCUGUUAACUGCAUCACACACAUUUACAGCUCAUUUGUCCACUUAUCAUAGUGUGUCUUUCUCUCGACCAGCUAGAUAAAUGAUUUGGAUCCGUGUCAGUCUCCCGUCGUGGCUGUAAGUCAGUUCUUGUUCUGCCAGACUGCAGGGAGAUAAAGAUGUAAUUAGCCAUUACCUGUGGCUGGCUAAGUGAAGGAGCCCGGGCUCCACCUGUCCUUCCUGCCACCCAGUUAUGGCCCCCAUAAAUCAAGCUCAAUCCUGCCCCUGACAGGAAUCCUCUUCAAGGACAACCUCGCCUCGGUGCACCGGUACUCCCUCCAAAUGUGUACCUGUGACAUGCAGGCAUGGGCACUACAAAACCCCCCCGUGGCACAAUUAUCCAGUCACUUCCCCCACACAGCACAAACAGCGGGAGGCAAGCCCGUACUUUAAUACAGUGGCACUCGUUUCUCCUCUAAAACACUGUUCCACUCACAUGCAGCAACUAUAUGCAAAUUUGCCAUAACGAGCCUGCACGGAGAGAUGAGUUUACCCCAGCUGCACCCUGACUACUGCGACCUGAAUGGGGAAUUACUCAAUAUUCAAUCAGAUGUCUGAAUGUGGGGUUUUUUUGUUGUUGUUGUUUUUUUUUUAAUUUUGUUUCGAACCAGCAAUAACCCCUUCUUCUACUGUGCAAGAGAGUUCAGUCAUGGUUAAAGCUGUGGUGUAAAUUUAAAAAUCUGCCAUUAACAAGGUAUAUCAAAUACGUCUGUUGUUGUACUUUUAUUGUGUACAGUACUCUGAAAUGAUUGUGAAGCUCUGUUUAAAUGGCCCUUAAUCUAAGACACUACAUGUUGUACUCAAGAAGUCUUGCCCUCUGCAAUGUAUUUGGGUCGUCUGUAUGACAGAACUCACGUUGUGCAUGCAUCUUGUUGCUCCGAAAACAAUGAUGGAUUCCAUUUCAAGCACAAGAGCAGGUCGCUUGGUCAGUGCUUCUUUUCUUCUGUCUCAGAUACCUUUUCAUCCUCUCACUAUCUCUGUCUUUUCUGCCAUUUUUUGUUCUUUUCUGUUUGUCACUCACAUACUGUUCUAUGUCGGCGUCCCACUGGGUUUUUCAGUGGCAUAUAACAUCUGUAUGUACAUAAUCUGUCCUUGAUGAAGAAAAAAAAUAUCAAAAAACAGACGAUAAAAGCAAAAAAAAAAAAAUACAGACAAAAAAUAACAUACUGUCAUGUUUCUCGGUGUGGGUUUGAAAACAGCACGUCAAUAUUCGUGUGUGGGUGGAUUUUGAAAAAAAAAAAAAAAACAACAAGCAAAUAUUUCUGUGUAGAUUCUCAGUCAUCCAGGUCAUGGUAAUCCUAAGUGCUUCAGUGGAAGGCAACUGGACUUCUUUUAUAUUGUAUGUUGUGUUAAGGCUUGUGGAUAAAUGUUUCAGAUUGAGGGAAAAUUGCACAAUGUGAUAUGAAAUGGUUGGAGUGGUGAUGAACAAAAUGUGAGAAUUUGUACAGACAAGCAAAACAACAUGUUUUCAUGGGUCAUGAUGUAUGUACAGUGCUGUGCAAAAGUUUGGGCCGCUUGAAGUGAGGAUGCUUUCAAAACUGAUGUCAUGAGUAAUUUUUAUUUGUCAUAUAAAAUGCAGUAAGCAGAAAUAUCUACACCAUUCUGCACUGUUUGCUUUUGAAAACACACAGUUUUCCAAGGUGCUUGACAGAUAUGUGGUAUCUUGUGUGAGUUGAGGCUGUCUCAGUGUUUUCUGUCUUUUCGUGUAACCUCGUGCUGACUCGAUGAUGCUGAGAUCAGGACUCUCUAGGACCCACAGCAUCCGCUGCAGGACUCCAUGUUCUCGUUGCUGGCAAUAGUUCUUUAUGACUGUGACUGUACAUCAAUUCGGGACCAAUCAGAAGCCAUAUUGAUGGUGUUAUGUGAUGGAUGAGAAUCUAAACAUGUGAAGUAAAAAAAAAAAAAACCUUUGCACAGUACUGUAAAUGAGUCACACUGGUGGUAUGACAGGAGGACUGGAGAGGGUGUGGGCAACACAGCGGCUGAUCCCCAGGCUGCACAAUUUGAGGGUAGAUGAGGAUGCUGCUGAGAGAGCGCCUGCUCUGACGGGCCUGUGGGAGGAUAUCCUGACAAUGCAAAUCCAAAAGCUGAGAGCCCGAGGGAGAUGGGAUGACACUAACCAGACAGUGAACUCUCCAUUUAGGGAGAGAAGACAGUCAGGCACUCAUAUUGGAUUUCCAAACUUGAGCGCUGUUGUCUCUCCCGCGGGAAGGUGUACCACACACUAUUUAUGGUUGCACUAUAUAAUAUGAAUACUAUUAACAUAGCCUUGAUCACAAACACAGUCUGGCCUACUUCAAGUGUAUAAAUAACACCCCAACUGGGGUUCAAUGAGUUUACAGUGAUAUAAACAAGACGUUUCCUCAGCCCCUAAUUACAUUCGGCGCACCCUGAUGAGAAAGUGUUGAUUGGCUCCUGUAGCUGAUGGUUAUGAUGGUCUGUUUACAGAAUCUUUGCCAAUAGGGUGCCAUGAAACUUAUGUACAGCUCACAAAACUAGCGUGUAGUGCCAUUUUACAGUACUUUGCAUUGCACAAAAAAUCUGCUUCUGUUAGGUCAUUUUGUGUUUAUGUGAAGAUUUCAUUAGUGAGUUUUACAUUUAUAGUUGUAAUUUUAUAAAAAAAAUUAAAUUCUGUUGGCAUGUCUUUGCAGAGUCAUGAAAUGGAUUUUAGAAAUAGGGAUUGUAGAAAAUAACUCUGAAGUACAUUUCUUGGCACUGUGCUUUUAUUCAGAAUAGUCUGCAAUAUAAUUAAGCUGUUUAGGGUUUAGGACAGAUGCUGCACAUUGUUCCUGAAUUGUUGCAGUGACUAUGUAGAAAUAGUUUUAUGGUGCUUUAAAGUCAACACUGUAGAAUAGCAGAAGAAGUGUAAGCCUGGAUAAGAUGUGAAUGUACCUCUUUACUUUAUUUGGGGCAGCUGGCUCGGGCUGUAGCCUUUCCUAAAACACCUUCGCUCCGUAGAACAAAUCCCGGACAGACUUUCAAUUCAGAACGCAAUGGUUAAUCAAUACAUUCGACUGAAUGGCUUUGAAAUAGAGCAAUUUCUCCCUGGCCUGCCUUUCCCGGUCCCCAGAAGCUGAAUUGAUCAAGUAUCUACAGACCAGCCUUAGAACAGAGAGCAUAAUUCAUCAUGCCUGAUACAAGACACUCCUAAUUGUGCAUUGAUUUUAAGGCCCUCUCUGAAACUAUUUGGGCAAGCUGUAAUGUCAGCUCAGUAAAGUAUAUGUUCAGAGCUACAGUUCAGAUCCAGGGAAUGAAGAAUUAAUCAUUUGUUUUUGUCUCAGGAGCCUAUCCAGGCUGGUGUGUGUUGUUUGUUUUGUGACAUAUCACACGGUUAACCAGAAAUGAUUCAUUUUAUACUGUAUGUGCAGGCUGUUUGCUGCGGGAGUGUUAAUUUGUAUUUUAUUAGUAAUGAGAGAUGUAACCUGGAGAUUUUUGCAGUUGCCAGUGUCAGCAGCUAUUGGUAUCAUGUAGUGAGAAGUAAAUAGGUGGAUAUAGAAUACACAAACGCAAGGUGUGACUGUGCAAUACAAUAAUAAGUUAUAUGUAACAGAUUGUAAUUUGAUAAUGUGGGCAAUUGCAGGCAUCGCGGCGCCCGAGUCAGUGUACCAAAAGGCUAUGUUACGCAGACUGACAAUUAUAUAUGAGUGAUUAUCAUUGUUCUAAAUCCUCUGCUCAUGUCCUUUACUGCAAAGCACACCUAAUUCCCAUAUAUUACCCUAAUUAGCCAUUGUUUACCAACUAUACAGGCUCAUUCAGUUCUCAUGGGCAAAGUCAACGUUGCAAGUCUAUUAAGGCCCAGUACUUUUCCAUUACCACAGCGAAUGAGUGCAUUGGUAUACAGCAUGCUAGACAGUAUUGUGACAAGGAAAGUCUCUGUAUGUGAGCAUGUAGUGAGCACUUUAGUUACAUAGAUACUACAGGAAGUAGAUAGAUAGAUAGAUAGAUAGAUAGAUAGAUAGAUAGAUAGAUAGAUAGAUAGAUAGAUAGAUAGAUAGAUAGAUAGAUAGAUAGAUAGAUAGAUAGAUAUUAAAAUGGAUUCUAUGUGCAAUUCAUUGAGUUCAGGUCUUCUGUAUAUAUUUGAAGCCUCAGCUUGCAGAAAAGACGUCGGGCCACAAAGCCUCCGUCCUCGCCCUCCUCCUUACUGUGACCACAGAUGGUGUGUUGUCAAUCGCUCACCCCUCUAAGAACGGGAGCGUCUGGCUAAUUAACGGCACGCUGAACUCCACCAGCUGAGCAACAGCAACAUUCACGCAAGCCAUGCAACACAAUGGAGAACAUCUCGCCCACUACGUCUCCCCUAGUCAUUAAGUCGCCCACCUCACAUCUCCGCCGUAGAAAGAGUCCCAUUACUUGGCCUGUCUGAAUUACAAUCCCACGCCUGGCAUUUUCCCUGUCAAUCAAAGCAAGGGGUAAAUAUGGGUUGUGGUGCUGAGAACUGACAGGGGAAACUUGGGCUUCUUUCACAAGUGACAGCACCAACUGGUGUUUUUGCGCUGGUCUGUAUUGCAGUUAUGAGACAGCAGGAGCGCCAGGCUGUGGGGAAAGUCGCCCAUGCACCUUACACACCUUGUGUAACUGCAGGCUGGGAUACGUGACUGGAUGUAUGAUAGGGGUUUGUCAGGUGCUGUGUGCCCUCAAGAGGAGGAUAACAGAGCUCAGACUGCAGGAACCCUGGCAGCAGACUAAUGGAAAAAUGUCUAAUUUGGAAAUGUAAUACCAAAUUUUUCUAGAAGAAACCCACCGUGUAUAAUUGCAGGAAUGAGCUGGCGUAGGUUAGUGUUGAAUGUGGAACCCAUCUUUCUUCUCCUUCUUCUUCUCGCUGUCUUCUCUUUCUUUCUGUGGGGAAGAUAACCAAUAAAAAUGCCCUCCCACCCCUCAGUGCUCCAGGUUCGCCCACUCUACAGUUGCUGAUACAAAUGGUGUGCGUGUACCUGAGUGCGUGUUACCCAAGUGUCUAUGUUCAAGUGCGCAUCCACAAUGAACAUGAGUAAUUCAAAGGGGCCUCACAUGCCAGCAGUAUGUCUGCAUCUGUGUUUGUGUUCUCUGAGCUCCAGAGGGCAGGUUGCCGGGUUCGUUGGCAACACACACCUGGAUUAAAGGCUUUUGUUACAUUUCGCAAGAUCUUAUCAGAGUAAACACACGAGACAACAUGAAAGGAACAAAACAUUUGUCUUCCACCCUGACAAAUGUUCAGUGCUGUGUAAUGAUGAUUGUACUUCUUUUUGAUUUGUUUAGUUGCUGAACUUGUCUUCUUUUGAGUUUUAUUUCCGUGUAUUUUUUUUUUUUUCAAAAUCCAUGAAGUCAAGUUAAAAAUGAUAUCAAGUGGAGGGAGACAAAAAAAUAAAAAUCAGUUUUGUUUUUAACAGAA
This is a messenger RNA of Amphiprion ocellaris (clown anemonefish), 8671 nucleotides long. RefSeq names its product IgLON family member 5 (gene iglon5). The coding region runs from base 537 to 1538 and encodes 333 amino acids. The record is from RefSeq and is a predicted model, not a curated record. Gene Ontology annotation, cellular component: neuron projection. Lineage: Eukaryota; Metazoa; Chordata; Actinopteri; Pomacentridae. The transcript has 8 exons.